Penicilliopsis zonata CBS 506.65 is the source of this 3663-nucleotide messenger RNA. RefSeq lists its product as hypothetical. The record is from RefSeq and is a predicted model, not a curated record. The transcript is spliced from 4 exons. Gene Ontology annotation, molecular function: U2 snRNA binding; protein binding. Lineage: Eukaryota; Fungi; Ascomycota; Eurotiomycetes; Eurotiales; Aspergillaceae. Gene Ontology annotation, cellular component: U2 snRNP; nucleus. Gene Ontology annotation, biological process: mRNA splicing, via spliceosome. Bases 1 to 3663 code for a protein of 1220 amino acids.
AUGGCGACCACCUCGCAUAUGUUUAUGUACUCGCUGACGAUCCAGCCGCCGUCUGCUGUGACGCAAGCCAUCCUAGGCCAGUUUGCUGGCACCAGGGAGCAGCAGAUUGUGACGGCGGCGGGAUCGAAGCUGACGAUCCACCGACCGGAUCCGACCCAGGGGAAAAUCACCCCGAUCUUCUCCCAGGAUGUCUUUGGCAUCAUCCGCAGUCUGGCGGCAUUCAGACUGGCUGGAAGCAACAAAGAUUAUAUCAUCAUUGGUUCCGACUCCGGCCGUAUCGCCGUCGUUGAGUAUCUGCCUGCUCAGAACCGAUUCAGCCGAAUCCAUCUGGAGACUUUUGGCAAGUCGGGUGUUCGACGGGUGAUUCCUGGCCAGUACCUGGCUGUAGAUCCCAAGGGUCGUGCCUGUCUCAUGGCCGCUGUGGAGAAGAACAAGCUCGUCUACGUGCUUAACCGCAACGCACAGGCUGAGCUGACCAUCUCCUCGCCCCUCGAAGCACACAAGCCUCAAACGCUCGUCUUUGCGAUGAUCUCUCUGGAUGUGGGCUACGAAAACCCCAUCUUUGCGGCUCUAGAAGUCGAUUACAGUGAGUCAGAUCAAGAUCCGACGGGACAGGCCUAUGAAGAGGUUGAAAAGCACCUCGUCUAUUAUGAACUGGAUCUCGGUCUCAACCACGUUGUCCGAAAAUGGACUGAUCCCGUGGAUCGUACGGCGUCUCUCCUCUUUCAGGUUCCGGGCGGCGCGGAUGGACCUAGCGGUGUCCUGGUCUGUGCAGAGGACAGCGUCACUUAUCGGCACUCCAACCAGGAUGCUUUCCGGGUGCCCAUCCCCCGUCGGAUGGGUGCUACUGAGAACCCCGAGCGGAAACGCUGCAUUACCGCCGGUGUAAUGCAUAAAAUGAGGGGAGCCUUUUUCUUCCUGUUGCAAACCGAGGAUGGUGAUCUUUUCAAACUCACCAUCGACAUGGUUGAGGAUGAGAAGGGUCAGCUGACCGGCGAGGUGCGCAGACUGAAGAUCAAGUACUUUGACACAGUCCCUGUUGCCUCGAACCUGUUGAUUCUCAAGAGCGGUUUCCUCUAUGUCGCCAGCGAGAACGGAAAUCAUCAUUUCUAUCAAUUUGAAAAGCUUGGCGACGACGAUGAGGAAACUGAGUUUUCCAGUGAGUCUAACUCGGCCGAUCCCACCGUCGCCAUCCAACCGGUCUUUUUCCAGCCUCGUGAAUCCGAGAAUUUAAAUCUCGUGGAUACGAUCAGCUCUCUCAAUCCUCUGAUCGAGUCGAAGAUUGCCAAUCUUGGAGAAGACGAUGCGCCCCAAAUCUACAGCGUUUGCGGAACGGGUGCGCGAAGCAGUUUCCGGACCAUCAAACAUGGCUUGGAAGUCUCCGAGAUUGUUGAGUCGGAACUGCCCAGUGUCCCGUCUGCCGUAUGGACGACGAAGAUUCUCCGAAGCGAUGAGUUUGAUGCUUAUAUCAUUCUUUCCUUUGCCAACGGCACCCUGGUUCUGAGUAUUGGGGAAACCGUGGAGGAAGUCACAGACACUGGAUUUCUUUCCACGGCGCCUACUCUCGCUGUCCAGCAGCUGGGCGAGGACUCCUUGAUCCAGGUCCACCCCAAAGGCAUCCGCCACAUCCUUGCAGACCGGCGUGUAAAUGAAUGGCCGGCUCCUCAGCAUCGGUCAAUUGUUGCUGCCGCUACCAAUGAACGUCAGGUCGCCGUGGCUUUGAGCUCGGGCGAGAUUGUCUAUUUCGAGAUGGACGCAGAUGGGUCUCUUGCUGAGUAUGAUGAGCGACGUCAAAUGUCAGGAACCGUGACUGCCCUCAGUCUAGGCGAGGUCCCGGAAGGCCGCGUCCGCAGCUCGUUCCUUGCAGUGGGGUGCGACGAUUCCACCGUCCGAAUCUUGAGCUUAGAUCCGGAUUCAACUCUUGAGAACAAGUCUGUGCAGGCUUUGACUUCGGCCCCUUCCGCCUUGAACAUUAUGUCCAUGUCGGAUUCGAGUUCUGGAGGCACCACCCUCUAUCUUCAUAUUGGUCUUUAUUCCGGAGUUUAUCUCCGCACUGUCCUCGACGAGGUCACCGGCGAGCUUUCUGAUACUAGGACACGAUUCCUCGGCGCAAAGCCGGUCAAGCUGUUCCGAGUUUCAGUCAAAGGCCAGACCGCCGUCCUGGCCCUGAGCUCCCGUCCUUGGCUCGGUUACUCGGACAUCCAAACCAAAGGCUUCAUGCUGACUCCAUUGGACUAUGUCGGCUUAGAAUGGGGUUGGAACUUUUCCAGUGAACAAUGCAUUGAGGGUAUGGUCGGCAUUCAAGGCCAAAAUCUUCGGAUCUUCUCCAUUGAGAAGCUUGACAAUAACCUGCUUCAAGAGUCGAUUCCGCUCGCGUACACUCCCCGUCGUUUUGUGAAGCAUCCCGAGCAGCCACUGUUCUACGUCAUUGAAUCUGAUAGCAAUAUCUUGUCCCCUGCCACCCGGGCUAGAUUGAUUGAAGAUUCGAAUGCUCAGAAUGGUGAAGCUGCCAUCCUGCCACCUGAGGACUUUGGGUAUCCCCGAGCGAAUGGUCACUGGGCCUCGUGCAUCCAAAUCGUGGACCCCCUCAUUACCAAGUCCGUGGUGUUCACUUUGGAACUUGAAGAAAAUGAGGCCGCUGUCAGCAUAGCAGCGGUAUCGUUUUCCAGCCAGGACGACGAAACAUUCUUGGUCGUGGGUACCGGCAAGGAUAUGACUGUCAGUCCACGCUCCCAUUCGGCCGGAUUCAUCCACAUCUAUCGGUUCCAGGAGGACGGCAAAGAGUUAGAGUUUAUUCACAAGACCAAGAUCGACGAGCCGCCUCUCGCGCUGCUUGGGUUCCAAGGCCGCCUGCUGGCUGGUAUUGGAUCGACUCUCCGGGUGUACGACCUCGGCAUGAAACAACUGCUCCGCAAGUGUCAAGCCCAAGUCGUUCCCAAGCUGAUUGUGGGCCUGCAGACGCAGGGGAGCCGGAUCGUGGUCAGUGAUGUCCAGGAGAGUGUGACGUAUGUUGUGUACAAGUACCAGGAGAACCGGUUGAUCCCCUUUGUGGACGAUUCGGUGUCUCGCUGGACAACGACGAGCACGAUGCUGGACUACGAGACCGUGGCGGGCGGCGACAAGUUUGGAAACUUCUGGGUCGUUCGGUGCCCGAAGAAGACGUCUGACGAGGCCGACGAGGACGGAUCCGGCGCCCAUCUGGUGCAUGAAAGGGGAUAUCUGCACGGGACGCCGAACCGGCUGGACCUGAUGCUGCACUUUUACACGCAGGACAUCCCGACGACGCUGCACAAGACGCAGUUGGUCGCUGGCGGCCGGGACAUUCUGGUGUGGACGGGCUUCCAGGGGACGAUCGGCAUGUUUGUGCCCUUUGUGAGCCGGGAAGACGUCGACUUUUUCCAGAGCCUGGAGAUGCAGAUGGCGUCUCAACAUCCUCCUCUCGCUGGCCGGGACCAUUUGAUUUACCGCAGUUACUACGCGCCCGUCAAGGGGAUCAUUGACGGCGACCUAUGUGAGAUGUACUUCUUGCUCCCUAAUGAUAAGAAGAUGAUGAUUGCUGCCGAGCUGGAUCGGUCCGUCCGUGAGAUCGAGCGGAAGAUUUCGCCCCCUUUAUAUUCCAUACAUGUCUCUUGCCUCGCUCGGUCUUCCGCUCCCCUCGGCUGA